UGUGGCUAACGUCAUUUACCGAGAUAAAACAUGUUAUAUGAAACGUGAAACUCAAUAAAUAGCUACAGGAUACAAGUGGGUGUCAAGGCGAGGACAAGAUGUUGGAGUCCUAUGUCACACCGCUCCUGAUGAGCUAUGUCAACAAGUACAUCAAGAAUCUGAAGCCAUCUGACCUGCAGCUGUCGCUCUGGGGAGGAGAUGUGGUGCUCAGCAAGCUGGACCUGAAGCUGGAUGUGCUGGAACAGGAGUUGAAGCUUCCCUUCACGUUCAUGAGCGGUCACAUCCACGAGCUGCGGAUCCACGUUCCCUGGACCAAGCUGGGCUCGGAGGCCGUCGUCAUCACCAUCAACACCAUGGAGUGCAUCCUCAAGCUGAGGGACGGAGCCCAGGAUGACCAUGAGAGCGGCUCCAGCUCCACCGGCCGCAGCGUCUCUGACGGCUCCAAGGCCGUGGCCAAGCCCCGCCGCCCGCAGCAGGCGGCCCCGAGCGACCCGGACCUGCCCCCAGGUUACGUGCAGAGUCUGAUCCGCCGCGUGGUGAACAACGUGAACAUCGUGGUGAACAACCUCAUCCUCAAGUACGUGGAGGACGACAUCGUGCUGUCGGUCAACAUCACCUCGGCCGAGUGCUACACCGUGGACGACAUGUGGGAGAGGGCCUUCAUGGACAUCGCUGCUCCAGAGCUGGUCCUCAGGAAAGUGAUCGACUUUGCCGACUGCACCGUGUGCUUGGACAAGAGGAACGCCAGCGGCAAGAUCGAGUUCUACCAGGACCCGCUGCUCUACAAAUGCUCCUUCAGAACCCGUCUCCACUUCAGCUACGACAACAUCAACUCCAAGAUCCCAUCCGUCAUCAAAAUCCAGACCAUGGUGGAGAGCCUCAAGUUGUCUAUGACCGACCAGCAGCUGCCCAUGUUCAUCCGCAUCUUGGAGCUGAUUAUCGCUCUCUACUACGGGGAGAUCGGAGGACACAAGGAGGGCGAGGGAGAAGAGGGCAGUGUCCACGUCAGGGAGGCUGGGGCGGUUCUACCUGGGAUGGAUGGUGAUCUUGAGGGCCAGGGUGCGGUCCAGUACCCGGGCCACGACCUCUACCUGCAGUCCGGGGGUCCCGAGGAGGGAGACGAGGGUUGGGUGUCCUGGGCGUGGUCCUUCGUCCCAGCCAUCGUCGACCUGGAGGAGGGAGAGGAGGAAGGCCUCUACCAGCAGGGAGAGGAGGACGGCGUGCCCACCAACCCACAGCAGCACACCCCCAAAGACCCCGUCGUCUCCAUCGGCUUCUACUGCACCAAGGCCUCGGUGACCUUCAAGCUGACCGAGACCCAGUCAGAGAGCAGCUACUACAGCCCUCAGAAGGUCAAGUCCAGAGAGGUGCUGUGCCUGGAGCAAGAGGGGAUCACGAUCGAGGUGCUGAUGAUGGGGGAGCCCUUCUUCGACUGUCAGAUUGGCUUCGUGGGUUGCCGGGCACUCUGCCUAAAAGGCAUCAUGGGAGUACGGGAUUUUGAAGAAAACAUGAACCGACUCGAAGAGGAUGCAGUGUUCUUCAGCUGUGGGGACAGCCUCCGCAGCAAAGGGAUGACGUACCUCACCAACUCCCUCUUUGACUACCGCAGUCCAGAGAACAACGGCGUCCGGGCCGAGUUCAUCCUGGAUUCCACCAAUCACAAGGAGGCCUAUACGGAGAUAGCAGGCAUGCAGCGCUUUGGUGCCUUCUACAUGGAUUACCUCUACACAAUGGAGAACAGCAGCGCCACAGGCUCUCAGGACUUCUCGGCGGCGAGCGGAGAGGAGGCGGUGCCCGCCGCCGUCCAGGAGACGUCCAUCAAGAGGCUGGUGGUGGGACCCCUGGACGUCCGGCUGAACGGCAGCGCCGUGCACCGCAUCCUCAAGAUGGUCACCUGCGCCAUGGACCACGAGUACGAGCCCUACUGCAGGCCGCAGCCGGAAGUGGUCGAGGAGAGCCGCGGCGCCGCGACCCCGGAGGAGAUAGCGAGGCUGGAGGAGUUCAUCCCGACCAGACUCACGUGUCUCACUCUGCUCCAAGUCUCCGUGACCGUCUCCAUGGCAGAGUUCAACCUCCUUCACACGCUGAUGCCAAUCAUCAUGGGAUGCAAGGUGACCGCACCGGUGCCGCCGGUCACCGUCACGGCGUUUCAGCCGGUGCGCCCCCUACCUGCCGUGCAGUUCCAGGUGGAGAGGGCGAACUUCGAGCACUCAGUGCCCAUGUACGGUCCGGAGCUGGUCGCCACCAUCAGCGGCAUCAGCCAGCCCUCUGACAACCUGCUCCAUCACUGCUACGCACACCUCUACCUCAAGGUGUUUGGGUUCCAGGCGGGCUUGACGUGCCAGGACAGUACCGGAGGUUUCCUGCCUCUCCUCCCCAUCAUCCCGUCCUUCAGCACCGCCCUCUACGGGAAGCUCAUCCAGAUGCCGGCACACUGGAGCAGACGGUCCUCCGUCCCCACCACCGAGUGCAUCUUUGAGCUCCCCCACUUCCUGGUCCAGGCCACGAGGGCCCAGACCCUCCUGCUGCAGGCCAUCUGUCAGAGCUGGACCCACAGCGUGGUCAGCGGGGCCCCGCCGACGCUCAGCGAAGGCCUGCUGCGCGAGGUGUACAAAGCUCCAGGUGCGAAGUCUCCGGGUCCGUCACCGACCCUCGAGGCCUCCGUCCAAAACCUGGAGCUGAAGCUCUGCAGCCGCGCGACGGAGAAAUGCGCCUCGGGAACCGUGGGAGCUGUAAAAGUGUGUGCCAGGACCCCAGGUUCGGGAGAGGGCGUGAAGGAGAAGCUGGUUCCUCUGAUUCAGGGCCCGUCCGACACCAGAGAACUCCACGAGAGCCGCUGGCUCAACGAGAUCCGCAAGCCUGAAUCGCUGCUGGCUCCGGACCUGCUGGCCUUCUCCGUCCAGGUCCCUCAGCAAGGAGACGACUGCAGGAACUCAGGUGCGAUCCUGCUGGUCAGCGUCCAGGGCGUCUCCGUCAACGUGGACCCGGUGUUCUGCACCUGGCUGCUGUACCAGCCGCACAGGGGGGGGGCCGGCCGGCAGCAGCAGCAGACUCCGGGUUCGGCGCCCGCGGCCAAGAGGAGAGAGGACGAGGCGUCGGCCGGGAGCGCUCCGCUGGCCAAGGAGCCGUCCAAUCAGGCGUCGGACUACGCCAGCAGCCCGGUGAAAACCAAAACGGUGACAGAGUCCCGCCCCCUGUCCAUCCCCAUGAAGGUGAUGCCCGACACCGCAGGGGGGGAGUCGUGGACGACCUCCGAGGAGAGGAUGAAGGAGCUCAUCGCCCACGCCUGGGACGUUGUCAAACGCCUCACUCUACAGCUGGAGCUGCAGUCGUGCUGCGUGUUCCUGCCCAACGACAGCCUCCCGUCGCCCAGCACCAUCGUCUGCGGCGACAUCCCCGGCACCGUCCGCAGCUGGUACCACAACCAGGCCUCCAUGCCCGGCACCCUGGUGCUGUGCCUGCCGCAGGUCAGCGUCCUCAGCGCCGGCCACAAGUACAUGGAGCCGCUGCAGGAGCUCCCCUUCGUGGUCUCCAAGCCCAUCCUGGAGGAAGGCGACGCCUUCCCGUGGUCGGUGAGCCUGAGUCAGUCCAGCGUGUACACGCUGCUGGGGCAGCAGCGCCGCCUCAGCCUGCUGGAGCCCAUGGGCUGCACCUCCACGCUGGCCGUCACCUCCCACAAGCUGCCCGGCUGCUCCUCCUCCGAGGGGGGGGGCGGGGGCCACUCCUUCGUGGUGUGCCUCCAUGUGGAUCUGCAGGCCGUCCACGUCAAGUGCUCCAACCCUCAGGUGCAGCUGUUGUACGAGCUGCUGCUCAGCUGGAGCUCCACGUGGGCUCGCCUCCAGAGGCUCGGCAUCCUGCGACAGACCUCCAGCGGCGUCCCGGAGCCCCCCGCCGGCGCCGCCCCAUCCUCCCCGGUGCGCAGCAGCGCCGGCACCGCAGCGCCGGACACCAGCACCUGCAGCCGGUCCGCGGACUUCGGGCCCCCCACCGAGGGCGACUCGGUGCCGGCCGGAGACGACGGCCCGUUUGCCGACCCGGUCACUCUGGAGCAGAAAACCAGCAGCAUCGGAGGCACCAGCGGGAAGGUCAGCCUCUGGAUGCAGUGGAUGUUGCCCAAGGUCACCGUCAAACUGUUUGCUCCCGACCCGGCUGCCAAGAAGACAGAGAUCUGUGUCAUCGGUGAACUAGAAGACCUGAGUGCCUCGGUGGAUGUCCAGGAUGUUUAUACAAAGAUCAAAUGUAAAGUCGGCAGCUUCAACAUCGACCAGCACAGAUGCAGUACGGAGGAGGAUGCUCGGAGCUCGGGCGUCUGUGGAGGAGUGGUCCUCUCUUGCACUGACAAGCUGAACAGACGCACUGUGUUGGUUCGACCCGUCAGCAAGCAAGAGUCUUUCAGCCACUUCUCUGGCUUUUUCCCUCCUACUGCAGCCAAAGUGCUGGAGGGCGCCCACCAGCAGCACGGCUUCCUGUCCAUCACGUACACCCAGGCCGUCACCAAGAACGUCCGGCACAAACUCACCACCCGGCCCGAGCGGGCGCCGCGGGGGGGUGCCGCCGCCGACCCCCUGGCGGACAGCUCGCCUCGGUACCUGCGAGAGAUCCUGCUGACCGCCCAGCCCUUCGACGUGGUGCUCUCGUGUCCCUUAGUGGCCACCGUAGCGGGGGUGUUCCAGGCCACGGUCCCGAGGCGCUACAGGGAGCGCGGGAAGUCCGGCGGUCAGCCGAUGAGAAGCCACACUCUGACCUCCCGCUGUCUGCCGCUCAUGUACAUCAACACCAGCGUGAUCCGGGUCUUCUGCCCCGGGGCGGCGGCGGCAGAUCCCCAGGCGAAAAGAGAGGACACCCUGGUCUUGAAGCUGGGGUCCCUCAGCAUGGCCCCCCAGGCCGACAACCCGCUGACCCGCACGGUGCUGAGGAAAGACAUCUACCAACGCGCGCUGCACCUCGGCAUCCUCCGCGACCCGGGCUCCGAGGUGGAGGACCGGCAGUACCAGGUGGACCUGCAGUGCAUCAACAUCGGGACGGCUCAGUGGGAGCAGCUCAAGCCGGAGAAGGAGGGAACCAAAGGGGGCGUGUCCGCGGAGAGCGAGAGGAGCUCCCAGAACCCGGCGCUGGAGUGGAACAUGGCCAGCAGCAUCCGGCGGCACCAGGAGCGGCGGGCCAUCCUGACGCCCAUCCUCACCGACUUCUCCGUCCGGGUCACCGCCGCGCCCGCCAUCAUCUUCAGCAAGAAUCUGUCCCCCGACGGCGGACAGGCCGAGGAGGUGGUGGUGUGCGGUCACUCUCUGGAGGUGAACGUGACCAGCAGCCUGGACUUCUACCUCAGCGUGGCCCAGCUGCAGCUCCUGCAGCAGCUGCUCCGGGAGAACACGGUGGGCAUGGAGGCCCCCGGGAGCAGCGCAGAGGUGCACAGGUGCGAGCAGAAGCGCGGCCGGCGCGACCCCGCGGCGCCGGGCGGCGGCGGCGGCGACUCCUCCUCGUCGCGCCACAGCACCGCCGGGCAGGACAGCGGCUUCGGCAGCGACAGCGCCCGCGUCAUCCGCAUCGUCCAGAUCGAGCAGCAGAGCGGCGCCAGCCACCACCGCAUCGCCCGGCCCUCGCGCAAGUCCGCCAUCACCAAGAACCUCAGCUUCAUCCCGUUCGACGUCUUCCUCACCGCCGGCCGGCUGUCCGUCAUGACCUACGCUUGCUCCAGCAUCCCGAAGGCAGACAACCCCGGCACGCCGGAGAAGAGGGAGCCCGGGGACAAGGUGGGAAAAAGUUCCCUCGACCACCCGGAGGUCCCGUCCGAGGCUCCACCGCUCCCAGCCUCCCCCCCGACUCCAGAACCGGUUCCGGCCGCCCAGAGUUCCCUCGCCGGGAUCACCGCCGACGACAUCCUCAACGGCAACAACUCGCGGCCGACCUCGCCGCUGCUGAGGGGCGGCGUGCCGUCCCUCGCCGGCCUGCCGACUCCCAGCCGCUCUUCGGCCCGCCAGGCGCUGGGCGUGACCGUCGUGAGGCAGCCGGGCCGGAGGGGCGCCGCGGACCAGCUGCUGGAGCCCCUCCUCUACGUCCAGGUGACGCAACCCUCGGCUCAGCUCAGCUGCCACCACCGCAAGCAGAGGAUGGAGCUGUCCGUGUUCGACGUGGCCUUGAGAGGCGUGGCCUCUGACUACAAGUGCUUAGACCCUGGGAAGACUCUCCCCGAGUCUCUGGACUACAACGUGUUUUGGCUGCAGACGGUGUCGGGGGAGUCGGACAGUAAGACGGGCAUCCCCCCCCCGCUGCUCUGCCUCCAGAUCAAAGACUUCCUCAACGGACCGGCCGAGCUGAACGUGGAGCUGUCUCGCCCUCUGAAGGUCAACCCCACGCUGGCGAAGCUGGAGCAGGCCAAAGCCUACCUGAAGAAGGUGCUGCCCAGCCACCCGUGGGACGCCUCCUCCGCCCCCCCCACCUCCUCCACCCCUCACUCCUCCCCCGCCAAGACGCCGCCCAGGGCCUUCUCCUCUCACCACCACCGGGCCUCGGCCCCGGGGGGGGAAGCCGCCGGCGUCGGGGCCCCGGCGCUCCCCUUCCACAAGGUCUCCCUGCACACCGCCCAGAUAGUCGUCGUCAUGGAGACGGAGGCCCACCCGAUGAGGCCCAGCGUGACGGUGGCGGUGUCGGCCAUGACGGGGAGUGUGAACGUGAAGCCGGGGCUGAGGAUAGAAGAUGCGGUGCAGGCGGCGUCCGUGCAGCUGGAGCUGCGGGAUCUGUCGGCGAGGACGGGUCUGAGGGAGCGAAGCCGCCUCCUGCUCGGGCCGUUCUCCUGCGGCGCCGCCCUGGAGGCCCGCUGGUGUCGGCACAGCGGCAGCCCCGGACCCGAGCCCGGACCCCCGAAGCUGCUGCUGGACCUGAAGGGAGGCCUGCUGCAGGUCUUCUGGGGCCAGGAGCACCUGAGCUGCCUGAGGCUGGUGGAGGAGCACCUGAGGGUCUACCUCAACCUGCAGAAAGGUGCCGAUCCAGAGCCGCCGGAGAACCCUUCCCAGGGCAAGGCCUGCCCCAUCCUGCCGCCGCCGUCCCCGAGCUCCGCCUCCCCCUGGACGGAGCACAGCUCGGACGACCUGCGCACGGGGCAUUUCCAAUACAUCCAGGACCCAGCUUCCCAGAGGCUGCCGGGGCCCCACGAGGUGGUGUUCUACAGCGAGACGGAGGACAGCCCGGGGGUGAUGCUGUGGAGGUACCCCGAGCCCCGCGUCCUCACCUUCGUGAGGAUCACCCCCGUCCCCUUCAACACCACGGAGGACCCCGAGAUCAGCACGGCCGACCUGGGGGACGUCCUGCAGCUCCCGUGCAGCCUGGAGCACUGGGACGAGCUGCAGCAGGCCUUCGUCCCGUACCGCGAGUUCAGCCUCUCGGAGAGCAGCGCGUGCCAGCUGCAGCUGCCCGGCCUCGGCCUCGCCCGCCAGCAGAAGGAGCUGGUGGCCUCCGACCUCUGGAGGAUCGUCGUCAACGGCAACGGCGGAGAGGGAGGAGAUGAGCAGAGCUCGGAUAGUGAGUCCGGGUCCCAGCUGCCCUGCGAUCAGCUGCUGUCCCCCAUCGCAUUGGCGGCCUGCACCCGCGUGGACUCCUGCUUCGCCCCCUGGUUCGUCCCCUCCCUCGGCGUGUCCCUCCAACUGGCACAGCUGGACCUCCACCUCUGUCACCACCUGGAACAGCUGGGCACAGUUCCGCCUCGACAGCUUCGUCCUUUCCUGCCCGACAGGAAGUUGCCUCAGGAGCAGGAGUUCAUGGUGGGCGGCGCUCGGGAGCCGCGGGUCUUCCUGCGCCAGUGGAGCAGCGGGCCGCGUCAGUGUUGGGAGUUCAGCUUCUCCACCCAGCUGGACUGCAAGCUGCUGGAGUACCGCAACCUGACACACCUGCAGCUGCUCCAGCCGUGUGCGCUGCAGGGCCAGGCUGCAGCCACAUGCUUCCCCCAGAACAACACACUGGAUGUGAACGUGUUCGUGGAACCGGUGUUCCUCAAUAUCAGCCAGUAUGCCAUCCACACCGUGGACACCGCCCUGCGCAGCUGGCAACAGAGUGGGCGACCGGAGGCCGAGGAGCUGGUCUUCAGCCACUACGUGAUCUGCAACGACACCCACGAGACGCUGCGCUUCGGCCAGGUGGACACGGAUGAGAACGUGCUGCUGGACAGCCUCCACAGCCACCAGUACAGCUGGAGAUCCCACAAGUCCCCUCAGCUGCUGCACAUCUGCAUCGAGGGAUGGGGGAACUGGCGCUGGUCCGAGGCCUUCAGCGUGGACAACGUGGGGACCCUGCUGAGGACCAUCCAGUACAAGGGGCGCACGGCGUCGCUCAUCAUCAAGGUGGUGCAGCUCAACGGGGUCCAGAAGCAGGUGAUCAUCUGCGGCCGGCAGGUGAUGUGCAGCUACCUGACGCGGGACAUCGAGCUGCGGGCGGUGCAGCACUACGUGGGGCCCGACGGCCACACGGUGGUCAGGGAGCACUGCGACUGCCUGCGGGCCGGCGCCAAGCUGCCCUCCUACGUGCUGGAGGACGCCGAGAUGACGGAGCUGUGCGUGAGGGCCCCGGGGGACGAGCACUGGUCCCAGGACGUGCAGCUGGAGAGGCGGGAGGCGGGCGGCGGCGGCGGCUCCGUGGUGCAGGUGCCUUGCUCCAGCGGGUCUUUGCUCUACGUCUGGUGCACUCUGAUCACCAUUGAACCGGGCUCUCACAUGCAGCAGAGAGUGGUGGUUUUCAGUCCGCUGUUCGUCAUGAAGAGCCACCUGCCGGACCCAGUGACCGUCCACAUCGAGAAGAGGAGUCUGGGCCUGAGAGAGAGCCAGCUGGUCAGCGGCCAGGGCCACCAGGAGCCUCUGCUGAACACCGAGGCCGAGCUCACGCACCACCUGACUUUCCAGGCCAGAGAGGACGAAGACGCCUCCCACUGCGCCGUGCCCAUCUCCACCGGCCUCAUCAAACAGAUCUUGAACAAGAGCGGUGGCGGUGGCGGCGGCGAGGAGGACAACCUGGAGCACAUCCUGGCCGACUUCUACGGCCCGAGGCCCGACGCCGGGCAGCCGUGGCCCUACGCCGCCAACGAUGCUGACAGGCCGGUGCUGGAGGCCCUGGCCCAGUGGGACAGUCCCAUGCAGGUGAAGCUGUCCUGCUGGAAGCCGGGCCUGAACACGCUGCUGGUGGAGCUGCUGCCCUGGGCCCUGCUGGCCAACCACUCCCAGUGGGACCUCUGGCUCUUCGAAGGGGAGACCAUCGUGCUGCAGAUACCAGCCGGCAAAGUCAUCGUGCCCCCCAACUUCAAGGAGGCCUUCCAGAUCGGCAUCUACUGGGCCCCCACCAACACCGUGCACAAGUCCACGGCCCUCAACCUGGUGCACGACCUGCCCUCCCCCCGAUGGAAGGAGGGCUCCGGCUCGGAGGUGGUCGACCUGGACGAGGAGGGCUACGUGGAGGCCGACGUCACCCUGGGCGCCGCUCCCGGGCGGCAGAAGCUGUGUCAGUUCUGCGUGUCGUCGGCGGUGAGGCACGGCGUCCAGAUCCUGCGGGUCGAGGACCGGACCGUCGUCAUCAACAACACGCCGCACGCGCUGCGCUGCAGGCCGCUGCUGGCCGCCCGCCCGCUGGGAGCCGAGGACCAGGCCUGUGAGGUACCGGACUCGGCGCUGUUCAGCCUGGCCCCCUCCUCGGACUCGGGCCCGGCUCCGCCCGUCUCCUUGCCGUGCUGGGACCUCCUCCAGGGAGCGGCGGAGUUCCCUCUUCCGCGCAAACACAUGCUCUUCAGCUUGUUACCCGAUGGGCCCGGUGGACGAGCCGGACCCGGACCCGGAUCGGCGGCGUGGAGCCUCCCUGCUCCCGUCCGACCGGACUUUCCCAGGCAGAGUCUGUCCGUUCCCGGGGACCCGGACUCCGGGGGUGGCCUGAGCAGCAGAUGCAUCGUUCUGACGUACCAGGAGCACCUCGGGGUGACGUACAUCACCCUGAGCGAGGACCCGUGUCCUCGGAUGCUGAUCCACAACAAGUGUCCCAUCCCGCUCCUGCUCAAGGAAACGGUGAAAGAACCUCCGAGGACCGAGGUCCACUGCCGGGCUCUGGCCGCCGGCUGCUCCGUGCACCACGAGCUCUACCACCACUUCUCCAGUUUCCCAGAGUGCCGGCAGAAGGAGACGCUGCCCGCACUCCUCCUGAAAGUCCCGUCGGGCCGCGGCGCCGCCGCCUGGACCGAGCCCGUCGACGUCAACGGUGCCGGCACCCAGGUGGUCUUCCUGCCGGGCUUCGGCUGCCUCUACAUCGACGUGCUCUACGAGAGAGGCACUCUGGUUCUGACUCUGGCGCCCGAGGGCGGCGUGGACGCCGUCACCGACCCGCUCAGCAGCGGCGCUCGUCUGUCCUGCCGAGUCCUCGUCAGCGAGGCCAGCGUGGUGCUGAGCGAUGACAUCACCCACCCCUCCGGGUCCGUGGAGCUGCUCAGGCUCACGUUCACCAAGCUGCUGCUCGACGUGGCUCCGGUGGCGCCCCCCUCCCCCGAUUCGGCGCCCUCCGCCCCGACGCCGCCCGGCGCCUCUCUGAUCGAGGUCCACUGCUCCGGCCUGCAGAUCGACAACCAGCUGUACAACCGGGCGAGCUUCCACUUCCCCGUGCUGCUGUGCCAGGACCAGCCGGUCGGAGGCGACCCCGGGGGUCCGUGGAGCUGCGACGCCAACCCCGCCGAGACCCCCGAGGCCCUGGAGGAGUUCAAGCGCUCGUGUUUCCUGCAGCUGACGAUGACGCUGGCCGCGGACAGACGCACCGCGGAGGAGAUCACCUUCCAGCUCCAACCUGCCCGAGUCUACCUUGAAGACACCUUUGUUUACUACAUUAAGACGCUGUUCCACACCUACAUCCCCGACGGCGCCAUGGCCUCAGGCAGAGCCGGGGCCCAGAAGAGGAGCAGGGAGUCCGGACCGGGCCCCACCCUCCCUGAACAGGUGCGCCAGUCGUUGCAUGCGCUGGUCCACCCGGUGCGGCUGCGGCGGCUGACCAUCCAGCCAGUCAACCUGCUGGUCAGCAUCCACGCCUCCCUCAAGCUGUACAUCGCCUCGGACCACACCCCCCUCUCCUUCUCGAUGUUCGAGAGAGGGCCGCUGUGCACCACGGCCAGGCAGCUGGUGCACACGCUGGCCAUGCACUACGCCGCCGGAGCCCUGUUCAGAGCCGGCUGGGUGGUGGGGUCUCUGGAGAUCCUGGGCAGUCCCGCCGGCCUGGUGCGGAGCAUCGGCAAUGGCGUGUCGGAUUUCUUCCGGCUGCCGUACGAAGGCCUGACGCGCGGGCCCGGAGCCUUCGUCAGCGGCGUGUCCAGAGGAACCACGUCCUUCGUCAAGCACAUCUCAAAAGGCACGCUGACGUCCAUCACCAACUUGGCGACCAGCCUGGCGAGGAACAUGGACCGCCUGUCUCUGGACGAGGAGCACUACACCCGGCAGGAGGAGUGGAGACGGCAGCUUCCGGAGAGCCUCGGGGACGGACUGAGGCAGGGGCUGUCACGGCUGGGCAUCAGCUUGUUAGGCGCGAUAGCCGGCAUCGUGGACCAUCCCAUGCAGAACUUCCAGAGGAGCUGGGACCUGCAGAGCUCCGCUGGGAGCAAGGCCAGAGGGGUCAUCUCUGGAGUGGGCAAAGGCAUCGUGGGGGUUUUCACCAAGCCCAUCGGAGGAGCCGCCGAGCUGGUGUCCCAGACCGGAUACGGGAUCCUCCAUGGCGCCGGCCUGUGGCAUCUCCCGAAGCAGAUGUACCUGCCCACGGAGGAGAAGUCCGCCGAGGCCCCGAACAGCCACCUUAAAUAUGUCUGGAAGAUGCUCCAGUCUCUCGGGCGGCCCGAGCUGCACAUGGCGCUGGAGGUGACCAUCGUGAGCGGGUCGGGUCAGGAGCACGCCGGCUGUCUGCUCCUCACCGCCGAGGUUCUGUUCGUGGUCAGCCUCACCGAGGACACGCAGCAGCAGGCCUUCCCCGUCACCGAGGUGGAGUGUCAGCAGGAGCCGGGCCGGCCCGGUGAGCUCACCCUCAGCCUGCAGCAGCAGACGGUGGCCAGCGACACGGAGGGUGACGGCGUGCGGGAGCGCCUGUCGGAGGAGCAGUACCGCCGGUUGGUGGACUACGUGGCGCGGGCCUCCCACUUCCUGUCCCCCAGCGCCGCCUCCCUCCAGCUGCAGCUGCCGGUGACGCUGGCGGAGCCGCCGCCCUCCGUCACCAAGUCGUACCGCUACCUGGUGGAGGCCGCCUUCGCCACGGUGUUCGUCAGCAAGUUCACCGCGGUGAAGAAUAAAGCCUUACACAUCGGAUUCCACUAACACACACACACACGUCUGUCGUUUGAUGCUACAAGAAGAAGAAACAAAGGGAUCAUUUCUUCUGAUUUAAAUUAAGCCUUAAAAAAAUACACAAAUAAACUACAUAUUUAUGCAAACGAUAUCUGUUGAGGUGAAAGAAUGUAUUUUUAUUGAAGUGGCCCAUGUCAUUUACGCCUUCUUUACAUUUAAAGUAUAGAUUGUUUUUUACAGAUAUAAACAAUCACAGCUAAGUUCACAGUUCUGCUCCGAGCAUGCACACACACACACAUACUUCACCUUAACACACACACGUACACACAUCCAUACAGACACACACAUACUUCACCUUCAGACACACACAUCCAUACUUCACCUUCACACACACGUACACACAUCCAUACAGACACACACAUCCAUACUUCACCUUCACACACAUGUAGACACACACAUCCAUACUUCAUUUUCAGACACACACACACUUCAUUUUCAGACACACACACACACACAUCCAUACUUCAUUUUCAGACACACACAUCCAUACUUCACCUUCAGACACACACAUCCAUACUUCAUUUUCAGACACACACACACAUCCAUACUUAACCUUCAGACACACACAUCCAUACUUCAUUUUCAGACACACACACGUGUGUACACACACACACACACUUCACCUUCAGACACACACAGAGUUGUGUGCGUGAACCUUGUGGGACCAGCGGUGUCCCAGAACACAACUCCUCAUCCUCGCUCUCAGGCAGGUGGAGGUGUUCUCCGUCCCCGUGUCUCGUUGCCAAUCUGCCCGGAUGCUCCAGAAACCAGCGGUCAACCAAAGUGUGUUGUUUUAUAGCCCAUGUGACGUCCCCGUUGUUUCCUUACUGUGACGCCACCCCCCCCCUCAUGAUGCAAACGUGUUAUUGUUGCAUCACGAGCGCUCCCUCCGAUGCCUUUAUUAAUGUAUGUAAAUGGAUAAUAUAUUAAUAGAGAAUCAUUUUAAUAAAAACAUAAAACAUGA
This is a messenger RNA of Pseudoliparis swirei, 13296 nucleotides long. RefSeq names its product intermembrane lipid transfer protein VPS13B-like. The transcript is spliced from 68 exons. The record is from RefSeq and is a predicted model, not a curated record. Lineage: Eukaryota; Metazoa; Chordata; Actinopteri; Perciformes; Liparidae. The coding region runs from base 99 to 12302 and encodes 4067 amino acids.